AUGUCCAAGGAAGCUCCUUUUCCUCAACCUCAACACCAGCAGAGGCAGCUGCGCGUCGCUGUACUCACGUCUGGAGGCGAUAGUGCUGGGAUGAAUGCAGCCGUCCGUGCAGUGGUCAAGCAAGCCAUUGUCAGGGGCUGCGAAACGUACAUUGUCCGAGAAGGCUACGAAGGACUCGUGCGUGGAAACGAAGAGGCUGUAGGAUCCAAUGAUGAAUCAGGAUAUGUCACCCCUCCUAAUGGAGAGUCCCGUGGUGUCGAGGCCAACCUCCGAUUCGGAUAUGGAUCUCUGCUCAAGGAUGGGGAGAGCGACUCGGUAGAUACUCCUGGUGCCAAGUCGUUGAAGGGGAGGUAUAUUGUCCGAGUCGGAUGGGAUGAUGUGCGUGGUUGGAUGGGCGAGGGAGGUACUAUUAUUGGUACUGCUCGCUGUGCCGCUUUCAGGACGAUCGAGGGAAGGACAAAGGCAACGCUCAACCUCAUCAAGGAAGGAAUCAACGCCCUCGUCGUCUGUGGAGGAGACGGUAGUUUAACUGGUGCUGAUAAAUUGAGAGCAGAAUGGCCAGAACUCGUACAGAGCCUUCGUCAGAGCGGUAACAUAACAGAAGAACAAGCAAAUACUUAUCAACACCUUGUUAUCGUUGGACUCGUUGGGUCUAUCGACAACGAUAUGGCCAUGACAGACUUGACCAUUGGAGCACCGACCGCCUUGCACCGUAUAUGCGAGUCGAUGGACAACAUUAGUUCCACCGCCAGUUCUCACUCUCGAGCUUUCGUUAUCGAGCAGUUUUUUUCUGAAUAUGAAGGUGAAUGUAGUGGAGGUGCAGAUUUUGUUUUUAUUCCAGAAUGCCCACCUACUAGCGACGACUGGGAGGAAGAAAUGUGCGAGGUGAUCAAACGAGAGCCCACGACAAGAACCUCAACCCGAUCAAACCAGACUAUGUUAAAGAUAUUUUACGCAACAAGUUACAAUUGGAUACUAGAGUUACCACUCUUGGACACACUCAACGAGGAGGGAGACCCUCCAACUUUACAAGGAGUCGAAGCUGUCAAUGCGCUUCUAGAAUCUACACCCGACACGCCGUCGUAUAUGAUCGGAAUCAAUGAAAACAAGAUUAGUCGCGUGCCCUUGGUCGAGGCCGUUCAGCAGACACAAGCUGUCGCUACGGCUAUAGGCAACAAGGACUUUGUCAAGGCCACCGACCUUCGCGACCCAGAAUUCAAAGAGUCGUUCCAAGGAUUCCUUACCGUUUCCUCGUUGGAUCCAAAGCACAUGCUUCCAAAGGAAAAGCACUUGAGAAUUGCGAUUAUGCACAUUGGAGCCCCUGCUGGCGGAAUGAAUGCCGCAACACGAACAGCAGCCCGUUAUUGUCUCGCACACGGCCAUACACCCCUCGCUGUCCAGAACGGCUUCAAGGGUUUAUUGGAUGACAGCAUUUACCCCUUAUCCUGGCUCAAAGUAGACAGCUGGAUGACUCGUGGUGGUUCCGAACUGGGCACGAAUCGGUUCCUCCCCAAGGAAGACUUGGGAGCAAUUGCCUCCAAGUUCCAGAAACAUGGUAUUGACGGUCUAUUCAUGAUUGGUGGAUUCGAGGCCUUUUCUGCUUUGUUGACUCUGGAGGAAGCCAGAAAGCAUUAUCCCCAAUUCUAUAUACCCAUGGUCCACCUCCCCGCUACCCUCUCGAACAAUGUCCCUCUGACAGAGUUCAGUCUCGGAAGUGAUACCAGUUUGAAUGCAUUAGUGGAUGCUUGCGACUCGAUCAAGCAAAGUGCGUCGGCCAGCCGGAACCGAGUUUUCAUUGUAGAAACACAGGGUGGUACUUACUCUUUAAUUGACGUUCAGACCGGAGCAGUGCUCGUAUAUAGCCCAGAAGUCGGAAUGAAUCUCAAUGCCCUUAGGAGUGACAUCAAGUUCCUCAAGAGGCGUUAUGAAUUAGAUGAGAAAGGAAAGGCAGAAGGACGAUUGGUGCUCAAGAGCGAGAAGGCGUCCUCCGUCUUCACUCUUGACAUCAUCACGAAUGUAUUAAAGGAGGAGGGAGGCUCAUUGUUUGAUGCACGGUCUGCCUCCUUGGGCCAUACCCUCCAAGGUGGGAUCCCAUCGCCCAUGGACCGAGCUCGGGCAGCCCGCUUGUCUCUCAAGUGCAUGAACUUUAUUGAAGAGCACGCUUGGGCACUUAAAGCGCAACCAGAAAAGGGACGCAAGCCCAAGAAGUCGAGUGCGGCUGUCAUUACCAUCACCGGGUCGAGUGUUAAUUUCACUCAAGUUCAGGAUCUGGUGGAGCAUGCGGAUAUGAAGAAUAGGCGGGGCGAGAAUGUGUGGUGGGCUGAGUAUAAGGAGCUUGCCGAGAUCUUGGGUAGUAAGAAUUAUUUUGCGUCGAAAUUGGCAUAA
Messenger RNA from Acaulospora colombiana, 2385 nucleotides. The record is from the annotation of a GenBank genome assembly. NCBI's taxonomy places the organism in Eukaryota, Fungi, Glomeromycota, Glomeromycetes, Diversisporales, Acaulosporaceae.